CUUGCUUCGGUUUACGUGGUCUUUUUGACAGGAAUAUAAAUUGCUAACUGUUCAAACAAAGUUGUAACACUCAGGCUCUAUCUCAGCAACCUUCAUCGAUGGUUAGAUGUCAGGAACCACAGCUACCGUCCACAGCUUCAGACUCCCCUGGGAACAAAGACGAACGUCAAGAUGAAUGCCAGUCAGGGGUCAGUUCCGGCUUACUCUAGCGGAGUAAUAACAUCAUGCAAUUUGUCACACUACUACUAUGGCGGGGACUACAACACAUUCGAUACAUCGCUUUAUCUGUCGGAUUUGGAUGCUGAUCUAUACCUCGACCUGAGUCCACUGAACAUCGCUUUGAUCGUAUUGUACGGAUUUAUAUUCCUGAGCGGAUUAUUCGGAAAUAUAAUUGUGAUAAUUUCAAUCAUUCGCUUCAAAAGUCUGAGGACAUUGACAAACUAUUUACUUCUGAACUUAACAAUUGGAGAUAUUUUAGUUAUCAUCGUGUGCAUUCCUCUAACGUUGGGUUCAACAAUUUACAAAAAGUGGGUUUAUGGAGAAAUGCUGUGUAAAUUAUUUCCCUUUCUACAAGGGUCUGCCGUAUCAGUGUCUGUUCUCUCCCUUUUGUUUAUAACCGGAAGCAGAUAUGUUGCUAUUUAUAGACCGCUUGUGUCAAAACUAGUAUUUUCGAAACGAAAUGUUCGGAUAAUGAUAUUUUUCAUUUGGUGUGUUUCUUUUUCUGCUAUGUUACCUUUGUUGGUAGUGAAUAGAGUACGACAUGAAAUCGAACUGGAAAUAUUUGAAAGUGUUAUUUGUGAAGAAAAAUGGAACAGUUUAGACGACAAAUUCAUAUUCAAUGUGUUUAUAUUUAUAAUCUUGUUUGUUUGUCCAUUUAUUCUUAUGACAAUUUGCUAUAUUGUUAUUGGAUAUACGCUUUGGUACUCACGAAAAUGUUUUGUGAACGAAAGUUCAUGUCAAAAAAACAAGAACCAAAUCAUCUUACGACAAAGACGACGAACAGUUAAAAUGCUUGUUUGCAUUUUAGUUACAUUCGGCAUAUGUUGGCUACCAUACUUCGCUGUAAAUUUCUGGAUAGAUGCCAAUAUCGGCGAUGCGUCCAAAUCGGAAAUGAUGUCAGCGGUAUAUACAUACAUGUUUCCUCUUGUAAUCUUAUUUGGACUUUCCAACUCCGCAGUAAAUCCGGUGUUUUAUUACAUAAUGUGUCGCGGAUUUAGGCGAAGCUUCAAUACAAUAUUGUGCAGUGGAUUGCUCAAACGAGGGGAACAGCUGUUGAGACAGUCGAUAAAAAGAAAACACACAAUGAGUGAAAGUGUCGAUACAGCCCAGCUUUAAAUAUUAAUUAAAUGCACUGGCAGAAUGGAGAUAAACAAAGUGUGAACUAAUGAAAACGCAGACAAGUAUUGAAUAUAUAUCAUAUAAUGUAACAGUUGUAAGGUGUUAUUUAAAGAAGUUGUAAAAUGCUAACGGUGAAAGGUAAAUAAGAAACAGAAAAUUGCCUGGUUUAUGACUAAUAAGUCGAACAAUGCAGACACAUACAAUUUUAUAAUUUAACACAUUCGUUGCAAUGCAUUUGAGUAAGAGAAAUGUUAAUUUUGUUCGCAUAAAAUAAAAUGGAAUGUGUUAUUGUUAUACCGUCUCCAAUUAAGUAAGGUGAAUAAUCAUAAAGUUUAAUUAUGGUAUACAACAUAUUUUAAUUGUUAAUAUGCAUUGUUAUGUUUUGUUAUAUUUUGUGUUAAACUUUA
Messenger RNA from Mya arenaria, 1745 nucleotides. Its product is annotated as QRFP-like peptide receptor. Gene Ontology annotation, biological process: G protein-coupled receptor signaling pathway. Lineage: Eukaryota; Metazoa; Mollusca; Bivalvia; Myida; Myidae. The transcript is spliced from 3 exons. Gene Ontology annotation, cellular component: membrane. Gene Ontology annotation, molecular function: neuropeptide Y receptor activity; peptide binding. Bases 172 to 1335 code for a protein of 387 amino acids. The record is from RefSeq and is a predicted model, not a curated record.